GUGGUCUCAACGGGCGCGUCGUAGUCUUGAAAGCUAUCAUGAUGCGCUGAGGUGGUUUACAUUGCGACACAAAUGCAGGGGGAAGGACAAGAGCUAGGGGCUAAAUGAAACUAAACGGAGUAAAGCUGGUGCGAACUUACCGAAUGUGGUCUGCUCGGCAAUCGCCGGAGCGGGCCGGUUCCGCGCGAGAGAUGAGAGGUCUGUGGCUUGUGGGUAAAAGUCGGAUCGUAUUUCUGGCUCUUGGCCUCAUCUCAGCCGUCCUUUCGACAUCGGUCUGUUCGUUCGACACUCCGCAUUUCAACCCACAAUGCCCCCCGUACACGGAGACGAAGACAACGAGAAAGUCUCGUCGGCGAUCCUCAAGGAGAGGCGAUUCAAGCUGAGCAGAGCAUGCGACCGCUGCAGACGACGAAGAAUCAAGUGCGAUGAAGGACACCCCUGUCAGGCAUGUCUGUCCGCCAACUCUUCCUGCACGUUCGAGGAGCCAGGAAAACGUAGCCAUCCGCACAAGUCAAAACGCACUGCAACACUUGAAGACCGAAUGCAUCAGCUCGAGACCCUCAUCCGAGCUAUUCCGCCCGCCGUGUUUGCCGCAGGAGGCAGCGGCAUCCAACCCACGAGUCAACUCUCCGAUGCGAGCAUGGCGAGCCCACUCGCCUCCUUUGCCUCCACCACCCACACCUUCCCUUCUGGCGUCCCACCACCAUCCCUUCAUGUAUUCCCGCUUACAAAUCCGUCUACUCACUUCACGACUGCACCAAGAGACGCACGCCAAGAAAGUCCUAAUUCCGCUCUUCAAUCAAUGCUAGCCCAAAAUGGAGUCGGUACCUCGAUUAUGCAAGGCAUGAGCCCCAUCGAACCUCAGCAGGAAGAGCCGACCAGGAUGGCGAUCCAGGCCUCCUACCUCUACUUCGACGACGAGGGGCACACGCGAUGGCAGGGAGAGACCUCUGGUCUGCCCCUUCUAGACCUGCUCGUCGAGAGCCAUACACCUGUCGUGAAGGCCGAAAGCGAACAGCUCAACGGUAUACCCCAGCCGCCACCGACCUCGCAUACCAGGUCGAGUUCGGGCGCGGGCGGCGGCGGCAGCGGAGGCAGCACGACGUGGUUUCCCAACCGGACUCCGAGGCGAGCUGACGUCAACCCGGAGACGCUGUGGAGAUUAAUCACAUCGUACAUCGUUCCGGAGCUCAUGGACAGUCUCGUGCAGUGCUUCUUGUGCACGUCGUACUAUAUCAUGCCGUUCUUGCAUGUGCCAACGUUCUUAUCGGACUACGGCAACCCACGAAAAUGGGGCGAACCGGGUUUUGCCUCCUUCAUCGUCGCCAUAUGCUGCCUCGCUUCGAGACACAUUGACGACCCACGCGUACGUGCGGAUCCCAAUGAGGGCACCUCAGCUGGGACGCAGUGGUUCGAGCUCUUUGGGCGCCUCCGAACGCUGCCUAUCGCGGACCGACCGACCCUCUAUACCAUUCAGGCAGACCUGGUCGCGGCGGUAUACGCCGUCGGUCUUGGCAAGCUCUCCAAAGCCGCAGCGCUCCUUUCAGAGGCGAUCACGGUCUCGGUCGACGCGGGCCUGCACCGCUCGUCGGAUACAUACGACGUGUUCUCACCCGUCGAGGACGAAGUCCGGAAACGCACGUUCUGGUGCGUCUACCUCUGGGACAAGCAGCUGUCAGCGCACUUUGGGCGCCCGCCGAUGAUCCGCCUGCGCGAUUGCGAUAUCGAGGAGCCGACGAUCGUCGACGACGAGUUCAUCACCGACGAAGGGAUGCGUCCGCAGGCCCCUGGGACUGAGAGCCGGAUGAGCGCGUUCGUAGCUGCGCUGCGGAUCAUGGUCGUGAUGGAGAGCGUGCUCGACAUCCCCGCGCCGCGGUUCUCGCGCUCGAGCGACUCGAGCUCGCCGUACCUCGUUCGCGCGGCGGGCGUGCUCUCCGGGCACAUGCGGCCGAAGGACUUCCGCGAGGAGGAGGCGCUGCUCGACGAGGUUAGCCGCACGAUCCCGCCGUACUGGGCGCACACGAGCGAGACGCUUGCGAGCGACGAUGUGAUUCGCGUGACGCAGGCGGUGCGUCUGCACUGCGCGGAGCAGUUCGUGCGGAUGCUGAUUCAUCGGCAUCGGUUCUCGAAUUUUGUCGCGGAGAAGGCGUACGGGGUGCCGAGCAGGAGCGAUGAUGAGCCUGGGGAGGUGGAGAGGGAGGCGAUGGCGCAGGCGCAUGCGUGCGCGCUGGGGAUUAUUUCGUCGCAUAUGCAGGUAGCGGCGAAGGGGCUCAUGACGUAUUAUGGCGUGCACGUUAUCCACCAGCUCACGCAGGCGGGCCGCACGCUCCUCUCCAUCUUGAUCAACUGCAAGAGCGAAAAGCUGCAGCACCUCAUCCAGCCCGCACUCGAGGCGCUACGGUCGUGCGUGGGCCUGCUGCGCCGGUUUAGCGGGAGAUAUGUGUGUGGGCAGCGAUCUGGAGAUCUGAUGGAGGAGUUCUGCAGACUAACCCAAAUACCGCUGGAACCCUCGCGCCCUGACAACGCCGACCAGGAGAGCAGCCGGCCGCCGUGGAUCCGUCCCAUCCGGAAAAAGACGUCUAGUGCCGCGAAGGGCUCCGACAACGGCGGCUCGCAGCACUCGAGCCCCGAGGCGUUCUCCCCAUCCGAAUUCGUCACCGACGCAGCGCUCGCGCGCGGGACGAGCCCGAGCAAGGUGUUCUCGCCUGCACCCGUCGCCGGCCCGUCGUCCGCCGGUCCGGGCGGUCCGGGGAUGGCGCACGCGUUUGGGGGUGUGGGCGUUGGCGUUGGCGUUGAGCGGUCGGCGAGCGUGACGUCCGCGUCUGCGUCUGCGCUGGGCGGGACGCCGUUCAUGGACCAUACGCUGGGGAUGGAGUUUGAUGCGGACAUGUAUAUGUCGCCUGUGGGCGCGAUGAGCAUGUUUGGGGACGAUCCGGUGGAUGUUGCGUCGUUGCUUGGGCACGAUUUCGGGUUUGGGCAGCCGCCGAUGGGCGGGGAUGUGCAUGGGAGGCACGGGCACGGGCAGGGAGGUGGGGAUGCGGGGAUGUAUGGAUUGGGUGGGGGAAAUUUGGUUACGACGCCUUGACGAGGCGAGAUAGAGGAGGAGGUGGAGGUUGCGGAUGCGGGGACGAAACGAGGGGCGAUGGGGUCUCCGGUUCAAGAACCUGAGCGUAUUGCCCAUAUUCUUAUCGGCUGUCCACUGAUGGACCAGCGGAGGUCCGCUUGGAAGACGACCUGGUGAUAAUAGGAGAGGUGGAUCAAGAGGUGCUCCGCCCGCGUGCAUAUUUUCGCGUACCGUGAUCACGAUGCGGGUAGUUUGAUCAUCGAGAACGUGGGGUUCGCUUUGUUAUAUUGCUUUAUGCUUUACUAUUUGCUUUUCGUGUACGAUGUAGCGUAGCUGGUGUUCGAUGCCGUCGUGAUCGCCGUUUCGUCAGUUGACUCCUCGUCUCCGUUCUUCGUGACUAAAUUGAACGCUUCGGUUGCCCGCUAUGCUCUUGGUUCAUAUCGCGUGCAUUACGUAACACAUUUGGGUAUCGGAAGAUUAUCUGCCAGCAUUGAGAGUUUUGAUCGAAUAAAAAUAAAACUUGAACAACUCGCCACCGAUGGGAUCAAAGCAGAAAAGCAAUAGUUGUACAUCUAAUCGAAGACGAG
Molecule: messenger RNA, 3651 nt
Organism: Coniophora puteana RWD-64-598 SS2
Lineage: Eukaryota; Fungi; Basidiomycota; Agaricomycetes; Boletales; Coniophoraceae
Exons: 10
Coding region: 308-3085 (925 amino acids)
Biological process (GO): regulation of DNA-templated transcription; DNA-templated transcription
Molecular function (GO): DNA-binding transcription factor activity, RNA polymerase II-specific; DNA binding; zinc ion binding
Source: RefSeq, a predicted model, not a curated record